This is a messenger RNA of Microthlaspi erraticum, 2040 nucleotides long. NCBI's taxonomy places the organism in Eukaryota, Viridiplantae, Streptophyta, Magnoliopsida, Brassicales, Brassicaceae. The record is from the annotation of a GenBank genome assembly.
AUGGCUGGAGUUAUAGGAUCAAUGGGUUUCUGGAUGACAAUAAUUGUCUACAUGAUGUCUUUGGUGCUAGCUCAACAAGAUGGGGAUCAUCAGUUUCUGCACUAUGACUUCAGGAAAGCAGACCUGGCCUGUGAUGGAAUGGCAAAUACCGACGAUGGUCCAUUGCAUCUUACAAAUGAUACAGUGGGGAGCACCGGUCAUGCUUUCCACAAAACCGCUAUCAACUUCACAGCGUCGUCGCCCACUUCAUAUUCCUUUUCAACAGAGUUUGUCUUUGCAAUCUUUCCACUGCAGAAACCACCUGUCUACAGUCAUGGAAUGGCUUUUGUGAUAUCCCCAACAAGGAACCUCAGGUAUGGGAAUAAUCAAAAUUCAGGGUUAGGGAUCUUCAAUGAAACACAUAAAAACUCAACUGAAAACCAUAUCCUGGCUGUAGAGCUUGACACUAAUCAAGGCCCUGAGGCGCUUGACGAAAGCGAUAACCAUGUGGGGAUUGAUAUCAACAGUAUAUUCUCGUUCGCAUAUGCCAAUGCCUCUUACUUUGAUAGUACAAAGGGAAGGAACAAAACCUUGCUGCUUGCUGGUAGAAAAAGUAUUAUAAUCUGGAUAGAUUAUGAUGGGAAAGAGAAGCUACUGAAUGUAACGUUAGCUCCAGUACCAAGUCCAAAGCCUGAAUCGCCUCGGUUGUCAAGUUCCAUCAAACCAAGAGUGCCUCUCUUGUCAACAUUUGUCAAUCUUUCAGAAGUUUUCUUGGAGACCAUGUAUGUAGGCUUCUCUGGUUCCACAGGUUCAGUUAGAAGUAACCAAUAUAUCCUUGGAUGGAGUUUCAAGAAAGGCGGAAAAGCAGAAAGCCUUGACCUUUCACAGAUUUUGGAUCCUCCUAAGCCAAAGUCGGGGUCUAAACUUCCUUUAAUUCUAGGCAGUACUAUAGCAGCAAUUUGUUUUCUAGUAAUACUGGGAGGACUCGUGUAUCUUUACAAGAGAAAGAAGUACGCAGAGGUUCUUGAACAAUGGGAAAAGGAAUAUAGUCCCCAAAGGUACUCCUUCAAGAACCUAUACAGAGCAACCAAAGGUUUCAGGGAGAGUCAACUACUUGGAGCAGGAGGUUUUGGGAAAGUCUAUAAAGGAGAACUUCCCUCUGGUACACAAAUCGCGGUUAAGAGAGUCUAUCAUGAUGCAGAGCAAGGAAUGAAACAGUAUGUUGCAGAGAUAGCUAGCAUGGGAAGGCUAAGGCACAGGAACUUGGUGCAGCUUCUUGGUUACUGCAGAAGGAAAGGUGAAUUGCUUUUGGUCUACGAUUACAUGCCAAAUGGAAGCCUUGACGAUUACCUGUUCACUAAAAACAAGAUGAGAGACCUCACUUGGUCUCAGAGAUUGAAUAUAGUCAAGGGAGUAGCCUCUGCACUUCUAUAUCUGCAUGAAGAGUGGGAACAAGUUGUACUGCAUAGAGAUAUAAAAGCUAGCAACAUUCUUCUAGACGCUGACCUAAAUGGAAGGUUAGGGGAUUUUGGGCUUGCAAGAUUCCAUGAUCGUGGGCAGAAUCUUGAAGCCACACGUGUGGUAGGAACCAUUGGGUACAUGGCACCAGAGCUUACUGCGAUGGGAGUGACCACGACAAAAACUGAUGUCUAUGCUUUUGGAUCUUUCAUCCUUGAGGUGGUUUGCGGGAGGAGACCAGUGGACCCUGAGAGACCAGUUGAGCAGAUGAUUCUACUUAAGUGGGUUGCUAGUUGCGGAAGCAGAGACUCGUUAAUGCAAACUGUUGACAGUAAACUAGAAGGAGGCUUUAAAGCUGAGGAGGCCAAGAUGCUUUUGAAGCUAGGCAUGCUCUGUUCACAGAGUAACCCAGAGAACAGACCUAGCAUGAGACAAAUAAUACAAUACCUGGAAGGUAAUGCCAGUAUUCCAAAGAUAUCAUAUGAUACAGCUGGAUUUGGUAUGCCCAAUAUAAGCAAUGAGAGAGUAACACAAAUGACAGCCACCUCCUCAUCAGCUAAUUUCUCGUUUGAAGAUGUCACAGUUCUAUUUGGAGGUCGUUGA